AUGGCUACCGCCGACGAGGCCGAUCAGGUAACGGUCGUCGACUUCUGGGCGAACGGCUUCGGGAUGCGGGCGCGGAUCGCGCUGCGCGAGCUCGGCGUCGCCUUCCGCUACGUCGAGGAGGACCUCCGCGUCCGCGAGCGGAGCGAGCUGGUGCGGCGGAUGAACCCCGUCCACCGCUCCGUCCCCAUCCUCAUCCACGACGGGCGUCCGGUCUGCGGCUCCAUCAACAUCCUCGAGUACGUCGACGAGGUCUGGGGAAAUAAGGCGAGUCGGCCCAGCUUGCUCCCGCACGACCCGCUCCAGAGGGCCCACGCCCGCUUCUGGGCUGACUUUGUUGACCAGAAGGUGUUUAGCACCCAGACGAAGUUCCUAAAGAGCAAAGGCGAUGAAAAGGCGGCAGCAAAGGCAGAGCUCCUGGAGCAACUGAAGCGCCUCGAGGAGGUGCUCGGGGACAAGACCUUCUUCGCCGGCGACGAGUUUGGGUUCCUUGACGCCGUCCUCAUCCCGUUCUCGAGCAUGUUCUACGGGUACCAGCAGCAUGGAGGCUUUGAUCUUGACGUGGAGUGCCCGGGCUUGAUGCGCUGGGUGAGGAGAUGCAAGGAAAGGGAGAGCGUCAAGGAUGUCCUCCCCGACGAGGAUGAGAUGUAUGAGCUGCACAAGAAGUGGUAUGGUAUAGAGUGA
Messenger RNA from Miscanthus lutarioriparius, 681 nucleotides. The record is from the annotation of a GenBank genome assembly. Lineage: Eukaryota; Viridiplantae; Streptophyta; Magnoliopsida; Poales; Poaceae.